Molecule: messenger RNA, 1947 nt
Organism: Pipistrellus nathusii (Nathusius's pipistrelle)
Lineage: Eukaryota; Metazoa; Chordata; Mammalia; Chiroptera; Vespertilionidae
Source: the annotation of a GenBank genome assembly
AUGGAGCACAUACAGGGGGCCUGGAAGACGAUCAGCAAUGGCUUUGGAUUCAAAGAUGCAGUGUUUGACGGCCCCAGCUGCAUCUCCCCCACCAUAGUUCAGCAGUUUGGCUAUCAGCGCCGAGCAUCAGAUGAUGGCAAACUUAUGGACUCUUCUAAGACAAGCAGUACUAUCCGUGUUUUCUUGCCAAACAAGCAAAGAACAGUGGUCAAUGUACGAAAUGGAAUGAGCUUGCAUGACUGCCUUAUGAAAGCACUCAAGGUGAGGGGCCUGCAACCAGAGUGCUGUGCAGUGUUCAGACUUCUCCACGAACACAAAGGUAAAAAAGCACGUUUAGAUUGGAAUACUGAUGCUGCCUCCUUGAUUGGAGAAGAACUUCAAGUAGACUUCCUGGAUCAUGUUCCUCUCACAACACACAACUUUGCUCGGAAGACCUUCCUAAAGCUUGCCUUCUGUGACAUGUGUCAGAAGUUCUUGCUAAAUGGAUUUCGAUGUCAGACUUGUGGCUACAAAUUUCACGAGCAUUGUAGCACCAAAGUACCUACUAUGUGUGUGGACUGGAGUAAUGUCAGACAACUGUUGUUGUUUCCAAAUUCCACUAUUGGUGAUAGUGGGGUCCCAGCACUGCCUUCUUUGACAAUGCGUCGGAUGCGAGAGUCUGUUUCCCGGAUGCCUGUUAGUUCCCAGCACAGAUACUCCACACCCCACGCCUUUACAUUCAACACCUCCAGCCCCUCCUCUGAAGGCUCCCUCUCCCAGAGGCAGAGGUCGACAUCCACACCUAAUGUCCACAUGGUCAGCACUACCCUCCCCGUGGACAGCAGGAUGAUUGAGGAUGCAAUCCGAAGUCACAGCGAAUCAGCCUCACCCUCAGCCUUGUCCAGCAGCCCCAACAACCUGAGCCCAACGGGCUGGUCACAGCCCAAAACCCCCGUGCCGGCACAGAGAGAGCGGGCACCGGGACCCGGGACCCAGGAGAAAAACAAAAUUAGGCCUCGUGGACAGAGAGAUUCAAGUUAUUACUGGGAAAUAGAAGCCAGUGAAGUGAUGCUCUCCACUCGGAUUGGGUCAGGCUCCUUUGGAACUGUUUAUAAGGGCAAGUGGCAUGGAGACGUUGCAGUAAAGAUCCUGAAGGUUGUUGACCCCACACCAGAGCAGUUUCAGGCCUUCAGAAAUGAGGUGGCUGUCCUGCGCAAAACACGGCACGUGAACAUCCUGCUCUUUAUGGGGUACAUGACAAAGGACAACCUGGCGAUAGUGACCCAAUGGUGUGAGGGCAGCAGCCUCUACAAACACCUGCAUGUCCAAGAGACCAAGUUCCAGAUGUUCCAGUUGAUUGACAUUGCCCGGCAGACGGCUCAGGGAAUGGACUACUUGCAUGCAAAGAACAUCAUCCACAGAGACAUGAAAUCCAACAAUAUAUUUCUCCAUGAAGGCCUGACGGUGAAAAUUGGAGAUUUUGGUUUGGCAACAGUGAAGUCACGCUGGAGUGGUUCUCAGCAGGUUGAACAACCCACCGGCUCUAUCCUGUGGAUGGCCCCAGAGGUGAUCCGAAUGCAGGAUAACAACCCGUUCAGCUUCCAGUCUGACGUCUACUCCUACGGCAUUGUGCUGUAUGAGCUCAUGACAGGGGAGCUCCCUUACUCCCACAUCAACAACCGCGAUCAGAUCAUCUUCAUGGUGGGCCGCGGGUAUGCCUCCCCAGACCUUAGUAAGCUGUACAAGAACUGCCCCAAAGCAAUGAAGCGGCUUGUAGCUGACUGUGUGAAGAAAGUUAAGGAAGAGAGGCCUCUUUUCCCCCAGAUCCUGUCGUCCAUUGAGCUGCUCCAACACUCUCUACCGAAAAUCAACAGGAGCGCUUCUGAGCCAUCCCUGCAUCGGGCAGCCCACACCGAGGACAUCAAUGCCUGCACACUGACCACGUCCCCUAGACUGCCUGUCUUCUAG